Molecule: messenger RNA, 2018 nt
Organism: Loa loa (African eye worm)
Lineage: Eukaryota; Metazoa; Nematoda; Chromadorea; Rhabditida; Onchocercidae
Exons: 9
Coding region: 166-1743 (525 amino acids)
Biological process (GO): coenzyme A biosynthetic process
Cellular component (GO): phosphopantothenoylcysteine decarboxylase complex
Molecular function (GO): FMN binding; phosphopantothenoylcysteine decarboxylase activity
Source: RefSeq, a predicted model, not a curated record
GGUAGGAGUAUAAAGGAAGUGUUCUAUUACAUAAGGUUGACAUUUGGCUAACGCAUCGACAAGGUGGAUACGUCGACAAGGUGUUUUCUCCAAAGCUAAAAGAUUUCAAAGCUGAGAAGUAAUUCGAAUUAGUUCGCUCGAGUUUAACAGGUAAGAAAGCGUGAAAUGGACGAACCUUACCUCCGGAAGCCACGCAUAGUCUAUCGAACUGGUGUCCCCAACCCAUUGACGCUCGAUCAAUACAGCGCUGUUCUCGAUAAAGUUGAAAAAAAUCGAAAUUUGGUAUGUACCAAUGGACCAAUGUAUCGACCAGACGGUGGUACCAUUGUGGUAUAUGACUGUACUCUUUAUCCGCGUGGUACCCUGAACGAUGACCAGGUACGGCGCACAUUCCGCGUUGAUGGUUAUCGAUGGGGGAAUUCCAAGGGUGUUCAUAAUUUGAGCAAUGGAUUGCAAAAACGAUACAAUUUACUUUAUUGCAAAAAUGACCCACAUGGCGAUGAUAGGUUUAUACGUUGCGAAUAUUCGAGAGAACCAUGUGGUUUGGUGCUUUUUCAUUACAUUGGCGAUCAUGUUGUAGCAGCCCAGGUGUCCGAUAAUGCACCGCACGGAAAUGCCAAACGAACCAAUCAGCCAUUUCUCCGUACAUUACCAAUUAUAUUACAAGAAGUUAAAGAACAGAGUAUCAUGAACAAUAAUGCGGUUGAGAUAUACGACCGACUGACGGAGCAAAGUAUUUAUGACCAAUGCGCGACCAGCUCGCGAGUUACGCCACGCAGAUUACGUAACAAGGAACAAGUAAGGAACGUAAUGAAAUCAUUCCGACAGAAGCUGGCCCGGAAUAGUUUGUACAUUCAUCCACGGCCAACAUCCGUGUAUGUUACGGAACAGGAAGCAACAGAGCUUGGGAGACGUGUUUUGCGCAGAUCGAAUUCAGAAUUAGACAGAAAUCAAGUGGAGGCUAUUGAAGGCAGUGUUUUUGAAGAACACGAAAUGCCGGACGGUCAACCGCCUGUCAUAUUGAAAAAAGCUCGAAUUGAAGACGAUUCGGAGUCAAGCUAUGCACCGAUUGAUGUAACAACGGUUGAUACCCAAACCAUAAAAACGCGAGCGCCUUAUGGACCGGAUCAUUCGUUCGUUCGGCAAGGCGGUAAAUUUCAUCUUUUGAUUGGUAUAACUGGAUCAGUUGCGUCAAUCAAACUUCCCGAGCUUAUCACGGAACUUCAUAAGAAUAGUCCUAAAGAGAAAUUGGUCAUUCGAAUAGUUGCAACCGAUGCCGCUCGAACAUUUAUUGAUGAGUCAGCAUUUGAUGUUCCCAUUUAUAAUGAGUUGGAUGAAUGGAAUAUGUGGAAGAAGCGUGGCGAUCCAAUUCUACAUAUCGAACUAAGGGAAUGGUCGGAUGCGAUGCUGAUUGCACCAUUAGAUGCAAAUUCGUUGGCUAAAAUGGCGAAUGGCAUAUGCGAUAAUGUCUUGCUCUCCAUUGUACGAGCAUGGGAUCCACGAAAACCCUUGUACUAUGCACCAGCGAUGAAUGUUGCCAUGUGGGAUAAUCCACUAACGUAUCAGCAUCGUAAAGUUUUGAAGGAUUUGUUACGAUAUAAGGAAAUACCGCCAAUUGAGAAAGAAUUAAUGUGUGGUGAUACUGGCUUAGGAGGUAUGGCAACCGUCCAGAUGAUAGCAUCAAUUGUCGCUAGCGAAGUGAAGAAUCGUUUCGCUAUUUACUCCGAUAAUUCAUCAGCAUAAAAUCUUGCUGUGUGUCUUUGUUCCUCUCUCUCUCUCUGCGUUUCAUAAUAUACUGUUGUUCCAUUACUGAUUAUGUAAAUGAAUUUGACUCAUUUUGUAGUGUACAAAAGAUUCGGAACUAUUCUCUUUUAUACUUUGCUGUCAACAGCAGAUCAACUGCGUUGAAAUAGUUUGUGACCGAUUCCAUCGGUCUAUUUCUAGAAAAUUGUGCUCUUUUUUCUGACAUAUGAUCGUUUCCACCGGAGAAAGACAUAACAAGGAAUGGUUGAAGCACC